AUCCUUCCUAAAAAAGCCGCCAGUCUUUUCCCCCGCCUUUCCCGCAGAGAGAGCCCGGCAGCCCCGUCCAGGCUGUUCCGCGGGAUGGCGGCGGGCCGCCCCGCGGGGCUGGGCGCUGCGCGCUAGCAGCCGCCGGGCUCCAUCCGCGCAGCCCGGGCGCGGAGCGGGGCGCGGCCCAAACCCGGCUGCGCCUCAGCCCCUCUCCGCCGCCGCCCGAGGCUCUUCUCGCCUCCCCGCCCCGUCUUCGGCCAUCGCAGCAGGCAUGGGCUGUUUCUGCGCGGUCCCGGAGGAAUUUUACUGCGAAGUUUUGCUCCUGGACGAGUCCAAGCUGACCCUGACCACACAGCAGCAGGGCAUCAAGAAGUCAACGAAAGGGUCGGUUGUCCUGGGCUACGUAUUUCGUCACUUAAACCUGGUGGAAAUAGAUUACUUUGGGCUGCGCUACUGUGACCGAAGUCAUCAAACGUACUGGCUGGAUCCUGCAAAGACCCUCGCUGAACAUAAAGAAUUGAUAAACACUGGACCACCAUACACUCUGUAUUUUGGCAUUAAAUUUUAUGCAGAAGAUCCAUGUAAACUUAAAGAAGAAAUAACAAGGUAUCAGUUUUUCUUGCAGGUAAAGCAAGAUGUUCUACAGGGCCGUUUACCUUGUCCAAUCAACACUGCAGCACAGCUGGGAGCAUACAUAAUUCAGUCUGAGCUGGGGGACUAUGACCCGUACAAGCACACUGCAGGUUAUGUCUCCGAGUACCGCUUCGUUCCUGACCAGAAGGAAGAGCUGGAGGAUGCCAUAGAGAGGAUACACAAGACUCUGAUGGGUCAAGUUCCUGCUGAGGCAGAAGUGAACUACUUAGGUGUGGCCAAAUCUCUGGAAAUGUAUGGAGUGGAUCUCCAUCCUGUUUAUGGUGAAAACAAAUCUGAAUACUUUUUAGGAUUAACACCCGUAGGAGUUGUUGUCUACAAGAAUAAAAAACAAGUAGGAAAAUAUUUCUGGCCUAGAAUUACGAAAGUUCACUUCAAGGAAACACAGUUUGAACUUCGAGUCCUGGGAAAAGAUUGCAAAUAAACUUCCUUCUUUUUUGAAGCCCGUAACAAGGUCACAUGCAAACAUCUCUGGAAAUGCUGUGUAGAGCAUCAUACAUUUUUCAGGGUGCCAGAGAAUGAAUCAAGCUCUCUGCCAAGAAAAGUCAGCAAGUUUGGAUCCAUAGGUUAUAAACAUCGGUACAGUGGCAAAACAUCUUUGCGAAUGGCCAGAGAUCCUUCUGUGCAGCUACCGCGGCCUGACCAGAGCAUUGAAAGAAGUCGCAGCAAGACUUACCCCAAAAGAACACAACAGACAGGUUCUAAGAACAUGAGCCAGAUUACAACAAAUGGCGAAAAUGAAGGAACUACCAAAAUUAUUGCACCUUCUCCAGUGAAAAGCUUUAAAAAGAUGAAAAAUGAAAACAGUCCAGAAACACAAAGAAGUAAAACAAGCGCUCCAUGGGAGGAAAAUGGCCCACAAAGUGGACUGUAUAAUUCUGCCAGUGACCGCAAUAAAUCACCAAAGUUUCCUUACUCUCGCCGAAGGAACCCAUCUGGUGGCAGUGAGAAUGAGUCUGGACAGCCAGUUCGAAGGAGGAAAAAUCAAAACAGUGGUGAAGAUUCAGAUUUAAAGCAAAGGAGAAGGUCACGGUCCCGUUGUAACACCAGCAGUGGCAGUGAAUCUGAAAAUUCCAACAGAGAGCAUCGGAAGAAGAGAAACAGAUUGCGGCAGGAGAAUGAUAUGGUUGACUCGGCUCCUCAGUGGGAAGCUGUGCUGCGGCGGCAGAAGGGGAAAACCCAGGCAGACCCAAACUACCGGCGAUCCAGGCACAGAUCUCGAUCGAGAAGCCCAGAUGUACAAGCUAAAGAAGAACUGUGGAAACAUAUUCAGAAGGAGCUUGUGGAUCCAUCUGGACUAUCUGAGGAGCAAUUGAAAGAAAUUCCAUACACUAAAGUAGAGACUCAAGGUGACCCCAUCCGCAUCCGGCACUCGCACUCCCCUCGCAGCUACAGGCAGUACCGGCGGUCCCAGUGCUCCGAUGGGGAGAGAUCUGUCCUGUCUGAAGUGAAUGUCAAAACUGAUCUGGUCCCUCCACUGCCUGUGACACGAUCUUCAGAUGGGAAAGUUCCCAGCAUCCAGCUGACUCAACAGAGGCAGAAUGGAUCUAAGGACAGCCUAAUAGAAGAACCAUCUCUGCUAUCCACUAAUAAUGUUGAUGGAAAACCCAACACUAAGAUUGUAAAGACUGUACAGGUGUCACGCUUCAAGGUGGAGACUUGACUGAUGAAUUGAAGAUGGUGAAUGGAUUUUGGUCUUUGGAAAGUGAGGAUUUGUUUAUGCGUGCAAGGGAAGGAAGUGAAGUCGAUGGGGUGGUCUUUCCUUCAGGACACCUGGCAGUGCAGGCUGCUUGCUGGGAAGACCAAGCAAUAGUUUUAUCACCAACAUCAUUCUAGUGGUGUGACUGAUUGAGAACAAGCUGCCUCAUAGACAACCAAAACCAAAAGUCCGUGCAAAACUGAGAGAUCAGCAGUUACAUUUCCAAAAGAUGAACAACAACAAAAAAAUUGCUGCAAAACAGGCUUCAUGGUCUGCUCUGUAACUGAACAGCCUUGUUCCAAGAAGUGACUCUUAACUGACAUGAUCAGGAUCAAGAUAAGUAAAAUAGUCAUAUUUUUGGUCAAUUGUGCAAUACGGUGUGAUAUGGGGAAAAUAUCUUCACAAUUUAUAUGGGGAUCAACUUAUGUUCUGAGACAUAAGGACAGAUAGCUCUUACAAGGGUUAUUUUCACCUAGCACAAUAACAGAUGCUUGUGUUGUUGAUACAAAAUCUGACUCAACUCAUUUUAGCUCAAAAAGAAUAGACUCUGUAACAUGCUGUAGCAGUACAUUCCAGAGGUGAUACAGCUUGCUUUGGGCAGGUUUAAGUGCUGUAAAUUUUGAAUGUCCUUUUGUGUAGAGGGACUAUUUAAAUGAACAUUCCAUACCACAGAUACAUUCCAUACAUUUACCAACAUGUAGUAAAGCACUGGAAACAGAGGAAUAUAAAUUGACCCACUGUGUAAAGACUGCUUAACAAGGCACUUCAGUGCUGGUUAAAUGAAACUUGUGAAGUAGUAUUUAAAACAGCUAGAAAAUAGUUGUUUUAUUUUUUUUAAUCUAGAUUAGCAAAAUCUGUCUUAAUAUCUCAUAUAAAAUAAUCUGACACUUUUCUCUGAGCCAUUUCUACUGUUAAAAUGACAAAGCAGUAUUUCAGGUAUGAUAACUAUAAUUUCUAUUGUCAUGGUAGGAAUACUAAGUUUUAAUGAUGCUGCACAUUGAGUGGGUUAUCUUCUAAUACAUAUCUGAAGUGAUGACUGGCUCUUCUUUUGCCCUAUCACUUCUCACAAAUAUCUGACAGUCAGCACAUGGAUGAACCUUCAGGUGUUGUUGACUUGCUAGAGAGCUUAGCAAAGUCUUUGUGUCGUGGAAGUAAUUUUUUGCUAAGUGUAAUAAUUGAACUAAGUACUGAAUUUGUCAAACAGUGUCACAAACAGCUGCAGCAGCUCAUGUGCCUUUCUACAUCUGUCCUCUCUACACUCAACCCUCAAAACCCACAGCGAUUUGCAGUGAUCCUGUCUUUCAGUCCAAGCAACACCAGGGAAUUGCAGCCCUGUCAGAAAAGCAACACUGCUUGAGAACUGGAGUUAGCAUAGUUACACCUUACAAGAGGCAUGGGAUUACUAAUACACAUUUUAACUGACUAAACUGGUAAGCAAAAUGUUGUACAAUGUAUUUUCCACUUUAUUUUUUGAUUCUUCAUUGUUUCAUGAUCUGAGGUGGUCAGGUGGAUGUUACUAGCCAGGGUGGCAGCCAUAGUUUGUAUAUUCCUAUCACAGUAUGGAGUGGUCUCUAGGUUGGGAAGUACUGCAGGGAAGGCAGAUUCACUUAACAAAUACUUUUUUUGGUCAUUUACUUGGGAUAGCUCUGCUUCUACAGUCUCAGUGAACAAAUCUAAGGGAAAAAAAGAGCAAGAACCCCUCUCUAGUAAAAAUUUAGUUUUCAUGGAGGUUCUUCAGAAUUUUUUAAAUUUUUCUAUGGAUUUCAUUCUAGGACAUUGUUGGGCUUGGCUUAAAAUAUUUGCUCAGCUUUGUAAAUUUGUUAAAUGGUUUCAUUAUCAUUGCUCCAAUUUAAAGUGAUCCUUUAGGAUCUGUUUAUGACCUUGUGUAAUACUGUCAAGAACAACAGUUAGGAAAAGCCCAAACAAAACAAAAAAAUCCAAACCAAAACUAAAAAGAAAAUCCAAACCCAAACCACAACAAAAACCCUGAUCAAUCCCCAGGGAAAAAAAAAAUACCACCAUAGCAAAAUGGCUUAAUGGAGGGCAUCACAAUCUUUUGGAAGACAACUGAAAAAUGACAAACUAUACAAGAACUGGUUAGUGCCAGUAAUGAAAGCUACUCCUUGUUCCUUUGAGAAGGUGUUCCAGCUUGGAGCAUUACACACUUGCUUAUAGUUUGCUGCUUUCUAAUAAUUACCAUUAGUUUGGUAUUCUUACCCAGGCAUAAGUAAGUAGCAUGUAUCUACUACUGCAGGAGGAUUUGUAUUGUUAUUUAAGAAUUAUCUGUACAUAGUGUACCUAUCUUGCCAUUCUUUAAAUAUUGAUCAAGAGGGUUUAUAUCCAACCUCAUGUUUUCCUGUGGGCUUUCAUUGUCCUGUGGGCCUUUUGUUUGUUAUUGCUGAAUACCAAGCAAAUACAUCAGCCAAGUGCAUGGUAUUUUACUUACUGCACUACACCAGAAAAUAGCUUCUAUCUAGUCUAGUAGUGAAAGGUUCAAAUUCUCAAGUCACUGUAGAGUUGUUUCAUAAUCAAGCCAACUUUAUUGUAUUUAGAUGAGAAGUUUAUGGAGAGACCCCCAGAUCUGAGUUAGUGAUCUCCCUGAUGAGACUAUGUAGGUCAGCAAGUCAGUUACCCUGGGCCACUACAAUUCAGUUUUGUGUAUACAAAAGACUAAAGAUAUAAUGCCUCCUAUUACAUGUUUUCCAAAUGCUUUGUUGUGCCAAAACAAGGCAAAACUUGCAAUAAGGACAUCACUGUCAGCUAAUAGUACAGAAAAGCAAAUUUCUUUCAUAUAUGUGAUAUUCCUUUCCCUUCAAGCUUUUCCUCAAUCAUUUGAGGAAAAGCACCUUUUUUUAUGGUAUUUUUGUGAGAUAUACACACAAGUGAUCAAUCACUGAAAACACUCACUGUGUCACAGCUAUGACUUCCACACCUAAACCAGGUCUACAUGUCUAAGGUGUAGCUCUGAGCUACACCUUGCCCUCUCCAUUGUUACUACCCUUCCCCAGCUCUCCUGGGGUAUUCACUGCCUAGAGGCAGUUACAUUUGCAGAUUUGGAGUCUGGAUGUCAGUCUAAAAUACUUUUACAUCCUGAUCAAUCAGGCAAAAUACAUAACAGUGUCAGGAAGUUUACCUUGGGGUUGAAUGCCAUAUACAGACCUGUGCUCACUUGGACAAAGGAUUGUUAUUUGAGGCAUUCUCCUCCUAGUUCUCCUGAAUUGAUCUCAGGCCAACGAUUUACAUUUGCCUCUGCCUUUACGUCUUCUGAGACUUAAGUAAGAGCUAAGCAUUGGUAAGUUAUAGAACUCUCACUAAUUAGCAACAAUUACAACAUAUUUGUACAACCUUUUGCAAAACAUGUAUUUUAUACAAUAAAGAGGGCUUGCUAACCACAGCACAAAAGCACUGUUGUGUAUCCUGCACUGGUUCCCUUGCUUAGCUGGCUGGUUUCUUUCAUUUGGAACUAGCCUGGACCUGGUGUUUUCUACACUGGACCUCUUACCAGUAUCACUAACUCUGCAACUUGUAUUCUAAUCAAGCUCAUUAUAUUGAUGAUGUUUGUUGCAAAGUCAUUACCAUUUAAGUUGCCAAAUUCAUUCCUUUUAUACAGGUGGAUAUUGAGCUGAAGAGAUAGCAUGUUUUCUUUGGGAAGAUUUGUUUAAUUCAAAACUCCCUAGAAAGGUGUUUGAAGACAACAUACAUGAACAUACCAAUGUGAUACAUUUGUUCCAUGUACAGUAGGUAUUCAUGAAGCAACUGUGUGCUUUAUUUUAAAAUGAGUUUGAUAGAUGGCUGUGUCAAUACUUGUGUCCAAGUUAUUUAAAAGUCAAGUAAAACUUGAAUUUUUAGGGCA
Molecule: messenger RNA, 6194 nt
Organism: Passer montanus (Eurasian tree sparrow)
Lineage: Eukaryota; Metazoa; Chordata; Aves; Passeriformes; Passeridae
Gene: EPB41L4A
Product: erythrocyte membrane protein band 4.1 like 4A
Exons: 23
Cellular component (GO): cytoskeleton
Source: RefSeq, a predicted model, not a curated record